AUGUCAUCCGAUCUUCAUUUUAAUCAAACUUCUCGAGAACAAGUUACUACUGGUGUUGAUGGUUCAAAUAUUUUAAUUGUUAGUCCACGAGAAAAAGAUGAAUCAUCGGCAUCUCGUUCUAAACCAAUUUCUCGAAAACAACUUGCUGAUGAUAUUCAUGAUUCAAAUCUUAUAAUUGUUAUUCCGCCAGUAAAAGAUGAAUCAUCUGAUUGUCGUUCAAAACAACCUUCUUGUAAAUCAAUAAAAAAUUCUCUUAAAGAUGUUUUACUUCUUGUGUCACAAAAAGAGAGUACAACAUCUGAUACACGAGAUAUUAAAAAAAAAGAUGAAAUGUUCGUCGAGGUUCCACGUCAUGGUGGUCUCGGGGGUGAUAUGGUUAAAAAAAUUAUGAAACGAAUUUCAAUGACAUUGAAUAAUGCAAUUAAAUAA
Rotaria sp. Silwood2 is the source of this 429-nucleotide messenger RNA. NCBI's taxonomy places the organism in Eukaryota, Metazoa, Rotifera, Eurotatoria, Philodinida, Philodinidae. The record is from the annotation of a GenBank genome assembly.